Messenger RNA from Strongylocentrotus purpuratus (purple sea urchin), 1877 nucleotides. Its product is annotated as endoplasmic reticulum aminopeptidase 2. The record is from RefSeq and is a predicted model, not a curated record. Lineage: Eukaryota; Metazoa; Echinodermata; Echinoidea; Camarodonta; Strongylocentrotidae. Gene Ontology annotation, cellular component: cytoplasm. Gene Ontology annotation, molecular function: zinc ion binding; metalloaminopeptidase activity; peptide binding. Gene Ontology annotation, biological process: peptide catabolic process; proteolysis. Bases 1 to 1824 code for a protein of 607 amino acids. The transcript has 7 exons.
AUGACGUCGUACCGACUGCAGAGCGAUGAUGUCAGUGAUCAGUUUGAUCUGGAUUCCCAGCCAGAUGCUUUCAAACCACGGGAAGAGGUGAAGGUACAGAUCGAGCCCAUCAGAACCAGAACCAAAUCACGGGUGCGACUCCCAAACACAAACUGUACAAAGAACAAGGUGAUCGCUGUUCUAGUCAUCAUGCUCCUGGUAAUGUUUCUUGUAGCAUCCGUUACAAUCUAUGAACUGGACAAACAUGGCGUUCAGUGCCAUAACAAUGCACAGGAAAUCAAAGCAACGACUAGUCCAUCAAAAGAGCCACCUGCCAGUGCCACGGUAUCAGCAGCUACAACGACUAAAGUAGCACCACCAACUGCAGUGGCUCCCACACAAGCAACUGCAACAAAUGGCGAACUGUUUCCAUGGAAUGAAAUUCGGCUCCCAUCGUCUGCCAAUCCCUUUGUGUACGAAAUCUUCUUACAUCCUAACCUCUCAACUUUUGAAGUACGGGGCAAUGUUGUCAUUCACUUUAACACGACAGAGGAGAUAUCCUUCCUCAUAUUUCAUGCCAAGGACAUAUCCAUCCUCAAGCCAGAAUCAAUAGAGUUAGUUGAUCAACCAGAGGCAAGUGUUGCUGUUGAGAAGCUCCUCUUCUUCAAGAAAAACGAUCAGAUAUCUGUUCAUUUUGAGAAACCUAUCAGCAACGAUGUGCACUGUAUCCUGACAUUGGAGUUCAACUACACGUUAGCAGAGGGUUUGGAUGGAUUCUACAGGAGCUCCUAUAAAAAGAACGGAAAUCCAGUAACGAUGGCUUCCACACAAUUUGAGUCGACCUCGGCUCGACAGGCUUUCCCAUGCUUUGAUGAGCCAGCCAUGAAAGCCAAGUUCUCACUGAAGAUAGUCCAUGAUAAGGAUCAUAUCACACUCUUCAACAUGCCAGCACAAACCAAGGAUGGACCCUAUAAGGAGACAGCGCUCCUCUUGGAUACCUACCAGACCACCGUUCCUAUGAGCACUUACCUGGUAGCAUUUGUUGUGUGUGAUUUCAUCAGUAUUGAUGACGUCACAAGCACCGGCACCAAGGUUGCCAUGUAUGCUCCUGUGGAUCAGAUCAACCAAGCACAAUUAGCCUUAGAAGUCGUCAACAAAACUAUUCCAUUCUAUGAGACGUUAUUUGACAUCUCAUACCCUCUACCCAAGCAAGAUAUGAUAGCGAUUCCAGACUUUGAUUCAGGAGCACAGGAGAACUGGGGUCUUAUCACCUACCGAGGGGCAUCAGUCCUCUACAAACCUAAUGUCACAUCAACUCCGCAAGAAGCAUUGAUAGUUAUUACUAUUACACAUGAAUUGGCACAUCAGUGGUUUGGUAAUUUGGUAACUAUGCAAUGGUGGAGUGACCUGUGGCUCAAUGAAGGAUUUGCAUCGUUUGUGGAAUACAUCGGAGCUGAUCAUUUCAGACCUGAAUGGCACAUGAUGGAUAAGUUCAUCAUACUAACUACCCGUAGAGCAAUGAGCAAAGACCAGGAGGCUAAUUCACAUCCUAUCUCAGUGACAGUCAAUAAUCCUAGUCAAAUCCAGGAAAUAUUUGAUGACAUCUCAUACAGUAAAGGUGCAACAAUCUUGAAGAUGUUACAAAGCUUUUUGAUGACCGGUGACCAGGAUAUCAUGAUGCUGGGAAUCCAACGUUAUCUCAAGCAGUAUAAAUUCAAAAAUGCUGUGACAUCUGACCUCUGGAAUGCCUUAUCAACGGUAAACAUGCUUUAUAUGCUGGAGAAACAAAGUUGGCAAAUAAUUGUUUCAAACAUUGCUCUGUAUCCUAUCUCUGUAAAAUAUUGACAAGAGCACUUUGAUGAGUUUUUCAUAGCAAAUGACCUUUUUAGUAAUGUAUU